Bombyx mandarina (wild silkworm) is the source of this 392-nucleotide messenger RNA. RefSeq names its product bombyxin C-1 (gene Bbx-c1). NCBI's taxonomy places the organism in Eukaryota, Metazoa, Arthropoda, Insecta, Lepidoptera, Bombycidae. Gene Ontology annotation, molecular function: growth factor activity; hormone activity. The record is from RefSeq and is a predicted model, not a curated record. Gene Ontology annotation, cellular component: extracellular region.
AAGCUUCCAUAUAAAAUGAGAGACUUUCGCACGCUCGCAAUAUUCACAUCCUGCCAUCACAACGAGUAGCACGUAAGGAAUCAUCAUGAAACUGGUCAUGCUCCUUGUUGUCGUUUCUGCCAUGCUCGUGUUAGGAGGAGCACAAACAGCCAGCCAAUUUUAUUGUGGAGACUUUUUGGCGCGUACAAUGUCCAGCCUGUGUUGGUCGGACAUGCAGAAACGAAGCGGAUCCCAGUACGCGGGCUACGGCUGGCCGUGGCUGCCCCCCUUCUCCUCGUCUCGUGGGAAACGCGGUAUUGUCGAUGAGUGCUGCUACAGACCCUGCACAAUAGACGUUCUGAUGUCAUACUGCGAUAACUAGUGCGGAAAACUCGACAAUUUGACAAUUUUCG